GGAUGUUUGAUGUCAUAACACUGCGCCGAAGCUGUCUGGGGACAUGACAUGUUGAGCGACCAGAGUGGACUUAUUUAACAUCUAAGGACACAUAAUUUUCACAAUGUUUGCUUGUAAACGGAGCUUGACCAGCACUGUGAUAUCUGCUCUCCGUGUUUCCCUCACCAAACAAGUAAAUGCAGACUACGAAGCGUUUGUGCAGCAUUGUUAAAGGGUCGAUCUGUGAUGUCAACAGCUGUUAUCUGACUCAAACUAACACAGCUCUAAGUUUUUUCGUCUCUGUCUCCUCAGGUUGUUGUUUCUGGGAAUGUGCAGAGAUGUAUGUCCACACAAACGGACGGGGAGGUCCGAAUUGCAGCGGUGUUAAAGGAGAAGUUUCCGAUGGCGUCUUCGCUAAAAGUUGUGGAUAUUUCAGGUAAGUCCUGCUGAUAGUUCAGAGGUUUGCCCUUAUUACUAAAACUAAACUUGAAAGAAUUUAAGGACGGGAUUCUGAAUAAAGAGUAUCAAGUGACAUCCAAACUUGCAGAGCCUCCUUUGUUGUUAAGACACCCUGAAUAAGCAGGUAUUUCAUAUCUGUUUCCUUCAAAUGGACAUAAAAAACUUCUUACAUUUGGUUGUACAUCCAUCUUGACUUCAUCUUGAGCGGGUCACUGAGGCGCCAGUCCAAGCAAGUCAACUCAAAUGUCUCUCUCCUGCGGCCGUUAACAGCCAAUCCUGGGUGAUUUUUAGGUGUUCCAGGGUUCCAUGUAGGGCUGGGCGAAAUGGGAAAAAGUUUAUCAAGAUAUAUUUUUUUCGAUAUAUAUUGAUCAUAUCACGAUAAUAAAAAUGGAAUUUGGUUGGCUCUUGGUUCUAAUUCAGCACGAUUGGUUCCCCUUUUCAUUGGCUAUUCAUAUAGUCUACCAAAACAUGACAGAAUGCUGGUUAUCGAAAAGCAUAUUGACCAUGUUUUAUAUUGAUAUUGAGGGAAAUUAAUUUUCGACAUAUAGCGUUAUCGUUUUAUCGCCCAGCCCUGGUUAAGUUCCAGGAUGUGAAAAAAAAAUUGUAGGGUCAUAGGGGAAGGUCCCGCCCUUCUUCGCCUCUGAUUGGCUAGAAGUGCUGGGCUCCGAUUGGUUAUUAUUGGAAGGAGGUGGGACUUUCCCCUACUAUCCUGCAAAACAAAAUAUCGCUUCCAGGAUGCAUGUUUCCCCUGGUAACCUCUGGGUCGACUCUAGGGUCUCCUCCUUAUUAUAGAUGCACCUGGAACACAUCCAAACUGAGAUACUUUCACUGAAGAUUUCUAAACAGGAUCACUAACAAGGCUGACAUGCACUUGAGAAUGUGUUUAUGUCACUGUUUAACAAAUAGGAUAUGAAAGAUCUGGUUUAUUGUGACUCUUCAGUAAAUACAAUGUUUGCCAGAUGUCCAGUGCCUCUUAAUAUAGACUCUCAAGUUGAUAUUAAUCCAAAUGAUAACAAGUUCACACCUGAUGUGUUUAGGUGGUUGUGGAGCCAUGUAUGAGAUCCACAUAGAGUCCGAUGAGUUCAAAGGAAAAAGGACUGUCCAGCAACACCAACUAGUAAAUCAGGUAAAUGAAAAUCCUAACUUGAAAUCCUUGUGCCUCUGUAUUUGGGCACUUAUCUGUCUGUCAGCAAUGCUCACGAGAUUUUUGAUAUUUCCACAUAUAAUGUAAAACACUCUUAUACUGCUUUGAUUAGCUGUUGUGUUUUGUCCUCCACAGGCUCUGAAGGAUGAAAUCCAAGGAAUGCAUGGACUACGAAUAUUCACUGAUGUCCCACAGUAGGAGGACCAGAGAGUCCUUAACUGUUGACCCACAGUCUCUUUCCUAGUUCACCUUACCUACUAUGAAUGUACAGUUUUAAAGAGUAUGUGUUGUACUGUGUAAUCAUUUUCAAUGUGCCAGAGGUAAAAACACAAGGACCACGUCCCUGCUUGCUAUCAUUAGAGUGUGAAAUAAGUGAAAACAAAAUUUUAAGUUGAAGAAAGACAAUAUAUUUUUUUUUCUAAACAGUGAGAUAUAUGAUACUCUGGGAUAAUAUAUAAAUUUAGUGAAGGCUGGAAUACGCACAAAACCUGGUUUAAAGGAAGUUUUCACUCUAAUUUGGGGUCUUUUUAGGCAGUUUCUGCAUUAGCUGAAAGUAAGAGAGACAUCUAUGCCCAUUUUAGAUACAGACCUGUGUUUGUAACUUAAAAAGAAAUCUAAAUGAGCAUUAAAUUUGCAAUGUAAAUGAGAGUGUAAUGUAAUUUCUGGAAAUAUCCUUUGCAAAGUGAAUGAUCUUUAAUCAACUGCUUUUUUGAUUACCUAUGGACCUUGAAUUUAUUCUGCCUAUACGCUGAUUAUGCAAAUAGCAAUAAAAAGCUACAGCUGUCUCCUUCAAAAUUGAGUGGUUUGAAAAAUAUAUAUUUUAAAAUCAAGUUUAUCAACAAGUUGAUCAUUUCCUGUAAACAAACUUUAUGCAAAUAUUCUAAAAUGUAAGAACAACAUGAUACUUUCUUCGUAUAAAUUCUUUGGCUAAACUAAAUCUUAUUCUGCAAAAUAUGUAAAGCAUACAUAAGUAAACGAUUUCCAUUUUUCACGAGUUAUUGCAGCUCUUAAUACAAUCCAGUCGUAGCGAGGGAACGCAGAUAUGAAGCUAACUUGUUUGAAGUUGACUCAAAUCUGCAACUUGACUCACAUUUUGUCGUCUGAACUAUAGGGGGCAGUAAUAUGUGCCUGUUUAUUACUUUCGAAGUUUAUCUAUUUUUAUUUGCCAUAAUAUAUGUACUCAAGCAACUGGUCAAGGCUUUCAUGUGCUGGUUAGCAUGGAUACUUAACUGUCCUAGAGCGAGAAGUAAAGAUUGACAGUAUGGAUGCAUUUAGUCUUGGUUAUGCUUUACUUUAGCUUUCAACAAUCCAUUUCCUGAACUUAAGUCAUGCAUACUGAAAUGUACAGUAUCUCGAAAUAUCUUUCGAUUUUGAUUAUUUCAGAUAAAUCAAGGGUUGUGCUGGUAAAAAAACAAACACAUUGCAAAGACUAUUGUGUUUCUACCUAAUGUUAUUUAAAAUCUACAAGAUGUGCACUUCAGUACACAACAGGAUUUCAUUGAUCGAAUGUCUGACACAUUAACAUUUUUAAACUGAUUAUGAAAA
Molecule: messenger RNA, 3127 nt
Organism: Xyrichtys novacula (pearly razorfish)
Lineage: Eukaryota; Metazoa; Chordata; Actinopteri; Labriformes; Labridae
Source: the annotation of a GenBank genome assembly